AUGGGGUGCUGUGGCGACCGAGAGAAGGGCCUCAUUGUGUCCGAGGAGCAGAAGUGGGAUUAUAUCGUGACCAAGAACCUCUCCGACUUCAGGUCAACCUCCUGCCUCACGCCAUUCUCCUACAUGUGGCUUUGGAUCCUCGUCAUCAUCUCAUGCGCCAUCUACCUCGCCGACGGCUUCACCGCCGUAAACCUCCUCGCCUUCAACAACUGGUCCAGCCAGGUGAAGCCCGCGGUUCCCUUCGAGAUUGCCAAGUGGAUUUUCGCCAUUACCAUUAUCAUUUCCUACGUCUUCCUUUUUUACCGAUACUUCCGAGCCAUGCGCGUUAUCAAGUCUGGCAGUGUGACCGAAUGCUACCUCGAGCCCGUGGCUGUCAUCUGGCAGAGUAUGCGCAUUACCAAGGCCGGUCAGGGCUGGAGACGCUUCCUGGUUUUCGCCGAACUCACCAAGAGUAAAAAGGGCGCCAACUACAUCGCUCUCUUUGUCUACUUCCAGUUCAAGAGUGCCCUGCUUCUCAUCGUUGCACAAGGGCCUCGCACAGCUAUCAACGCCAUGACCUUGUAUGCAGUCAUGCAGGCCCAACUUCUUCCAGUCGGCGAACAUGCUUCCAAGGAUCGCUCCAACUUUGAGCAAUUCUUCAUGAACAUCAAAGUUUUGGUCGAGACCGGAAACAAGCAGGAGACUGUCAUCUACUUCACCAUGUUGUUCUCCCUACUGAUUUGGGUCAUCUCCGCCUUGGGCCUCAUCAUUUCGGGCAUACUCUACAUUGUCUUCCUAUGGCAUUACAUUCCCAAAGCUGAUGGCUCAUUGACUCAGUACUGCCGACGCAAGGUCGAGACUCGUCUUGAGCGUAUUGUGGGCAAGAAGGUCAAAAAGGCGAUUGAGAAGGCGGAUCAAAAGAGAAGGCUAGAAGAGGAGAGGGCCAUCAAGAAGGGCAAGCUCGACCCAACACAGACACGCCCUACGCUGCCCAAGCUUGACCUUGACGAUGACACUUCUACUGUCUUCUCGGUGCAACGCUCCGACACCAUGACUACCAGCACCACGCUUCCACCAUAUUCCGCCAACGGUCCAGCAAGGCCAGGAACCUCGAACACCAACCGUGGUCCCACGAACCCCAGACUACCCACGCUUGACGAGAGGCCUGUAUACCCCACUCGUUCAGAUACAAACUAUUCCACCGCCAGUUACCGCUCCAACGCACCCCUUCUGGACCAAGCCGGUGGCAUGGCCACUGGAACGCCUACCGACCCAAUGCCACCAAUGGACCGAAGAGAUUAUUUCAACCAACAGCCUCCUCGAUCUUACACGCCGAGCAGCCGGCCGUACCCUGAAGCGGCUAAUGCCCGAUCAAACACUCCAAUGAGUAUGCGAGGAAUUGGAGGUUUGCCGCCAGUUGACACAAGCUACUCGACCGUGGGUAACAACCACGUUACAUCCGAACCUCGCGUCACCUCACCCCUGUCCAACGAUCGCCGGGGACCAUCACCACCACAGUCAACCCGACCAUACCCCGAGUUCAGUCCCUUCGACAGCCGUGGGCCACCUCAAGCCGAGCAAUACGAACUCUCACCAGUCGAGACUACCAUGUCAAGCGAACACGGCCACCAACCCUACUACUCAAACUCAAGCAUCCUGGACGAAUACAACUCCCUCCAAGCACCCCCUCCAAUCCCCGAUGCCCUGCGCGCCGGCUCACCCGCACAAUCUGGCCUACCCUCAGGCCCGCGAUCUCCCCCACGAGCAGGCACCGCACCACCACCACGCGUCGGCACCGCGCCUCCCCGUCCCGGCCUCCCUGCUUCCCUGACAUCCGCCAUCCAGCGCCGCGAAGCUUCCCAACCGCUGCCAAACCGCGGCAUGACGAGCUCCGUCCCCCAACAACGCAGCGCCACUGCCCCGAUCCAACAACCAUCUUGGAACGCAGGCAACAUGGGCCCGGAUCGUAGUUACACGCCCAUGUCUCAGCCAGAUCGUAGUUACACUCCUACAUCGCACACAGGCAACAUGGGCCCGGAUCGUAGUUAUACGCCCAUGUCUCAGCCGCGUUACCCCCCGCGCGGCUAUGACCAGAACCAGGGCUACGACCAGCACUACUAA
Parastagonospora nodorum SN15 is the source of this 2100-nucleotide messenger RNA. RefSeq lists its product as hypothetical. NCBI's taxonomy places the organism in Eukaryota, Fungi, Ascomycota, Dothideomycetes, Pleosporales, Phaeosphaeriaceae. The record is from RefSeq and is a predicted model, not a curated record. Bases 1 to 2100 code for a protein of 699 amino acids. Gene Ontology annotation, biological process: potassium ion transmembrane transport. Gene Ontology annotation, molecular function: potassium ion transmembrane transporter activity. Gene Ontology annotation, cellular component: plasma membrane. The transcript has 2 exons.